Messenger RNA from Pecten maximus, 3619 nucleotides. Its product is annotated as probable 4-coumarate--CoA ligase 5. The transcript has 12 exons. Gene Ontology annotation, molecular function: CoA-ligase activity. The record is from RefSeq and is a predicted model, not a curated record. The coding region runs from base 122 to 1951 and encodes 609 amino acids. Lineage: Eukaryota; Metazoa; Mollusca; Bivalvia; Pectinida; Pectinidae.
GUGUACGUGUCGCUGCAUCGGCUUGAAUGGGAAGCGCAUGUGUGCAUUGCCAGUGCGGCUGAGGGUUGUAGAUGUAUUAGUAUAUGUGCGUGUUUAGAAAAUAGUGUGAGAACGUGUGACGAUGUCCAAUCAUGCGAUGGGAAAACUUUUACGGCGAUGUCCGAAUUUUUUCCAACAGUCUUUGCAGAAACAGAUUUCAUGCCGUGGCUACGUCAUAUCACAGGGCAGUAUUCUCCAUUCAAAUUUAACAUCCGGUACGAGACGACCAAUCAGAUGGCUGAGGCCAGAAUGUGAAGGACAACUGUCGACACACAAACGGAGUGUUCACAUGUCAACAUCUAAAAAUGCUAUUAUAGAAAAGUCUUCAGAAGGCACUAUUGUCAACAGUCCCCGUCCGGAAAUAAACAUGCCAUCAUAUUCCUUCGCGGAGUUUGUCUUCCACUACUUGGACAAGCACAAAGACAACGUAGCUACCGUGGACCAUAUGACUGACCGGUCGUUCACGUCGUCAUGGAUAAAGGAGUCGGCCGUCAGAGUGGCGAGUGGUCUAAGGCGACUGGGGUUGCGACAGGGCGACACCGUGUUGGUGUUCUGUAGCAACUCUCCCGAAUAUACCGUCAUCACCUUAGCCUGUGCGGCACUUGGCCUGGUCAUCAGUACCGCGAACCCCGUCUAUACUGUAGGUGAGUUAGCUAGACAGCUCGGCCACUCUACGACAAAAGCCAUAGUGACUAUGCCGGAGUUGGUACCUACGGCAAAAAGGGCAGUCAAUUCGUCCAAAGAACUGGCGGACUCUGUCAGGUGGAUGAUCACCAUUGGCGGGCAGGCGGAAGGUUGUGUACCUUUUACUGGUCUACUAGAGGAUGAUGGGAAGGCUUUUCCUGAGAACGUGGACAUAGAUCCGGAAAAUGACGUCCUGUUUCUCCCCUACUCCAGUGGGACAACCGGACUACCUAAAGGCGUCAUGCUUACUCACAAAAAUAUCAUAGCGAACAUCCUUCAAUUUAUCAAAGGUCCGAUGGCCCUAGAUCCCGACCGUGAGGUUUUGAUGGGGCUACUUCCGUUCUACCACAUAUAUGGCCUAGUAGUGAUACAGUUUGGGGCGACUUGUCUUGGUACCAAACUGGUAACACUUCCGAAAUUCGAACCCGAAACUUUCCUAGGUGCAAUUCAGAAACACAAGGUCUCCUUCCUGCAUUUAGUUCCACCUGUUGUGCUCUUCCUUGCAAAAUCUCCUCUCGUGAACAAUUAUGACGUCAGCAGCAUACAUAGUAUUAUCUGUGGCGCGGCACCGUUAGGGGAAGGUCUUACAGAGGAAGCGUCCGCACGACUUAAUUGUCACGUGAUCCAAGCCUACGGAUUGACAGAGACAAGCCCAAUCAUCUUGAUGGACCAAGCUCCUCCAAAACUCGGAACCAUAGGUCAAUUGGUCUCCAACACGCAAGCAAAGAUGAUAGACGUCGACAGCGGCGCGUGCCUCGGUCCCGGGGGGACUGGCGAGUUAUUGGUCCGGGGGCCUCAAGUAAUGAAGGGAUAUCUCAACAACCAGGAGGCCACGAACAGUACCAUACGUGACGGCUGGCUACAUACAGGUGAUAUAGGCCACUAUGAUGAGGAAGGGUACAUCACAAUUACGGAACGCCUCAAAGAACUCAUUAAGUACAAAGGAUUCCAGGUACCCCCCGCGGAGCUGGAAGCAUUGUUACUUACCCACCCAAGUAUACAGGACGCGGCUGUGAUUGGUGUAGAAGCCGGAGAGGACGUGGGAGAAGUUCCUCGCGCGUUUGUCGUCACAAAACCAAAGGUCCAACUCUCGGAGGAAGACGUCAUCAAAUUCGUGAAAGAGAAUGUGACACACUACAAGAGACUGAGAGGGGGAGUAAAGUUUAUGGACGCCAUUCCUAAGACCGCUAGCGGAAAAAUACUCCGUCGUCAACUGAAGGGUCAAUAAUACCAAAUAAGGCAAUGCGUUGAUAAGUACAUGCAAAUAAUACUCGGUCACUAGUGACGUCAUACAGCAUCCAAUGAACAGAUUCAUAAUGGUCAGAUACAGACAAAAUCAUCUAUGGACGCCUAUCAGAAUCUUAACUUUGCAAUACAUGAAUUACGUCAUCAGUGACGUCAUCUAUAACAAUCGGCAUCAACAUAUCGUAAACGUUCUAAACUUUAUUUAUUUUACCCCAAUUGGGAAACAAUUUAUAUCAACUUAUUUUAAUCACUCUCUUGUUGACCUGGAUUGAAGUGCACGAGAUGUAUAUCUGUGGAAGGAUACUGGAGUACUGGGAGAAAACACACGUGGUCGGGCAGGUGACCCCAUACCUGUUCACGUGCGAUCGGGAAUCGAAACCCGGCCGGCUAGGUGAAAGGCGCGUGUGUGUUACCACUGUGCCACCCGACCAUCCUACUUAUGCUGUUGUCAGGAGAACGGCCCAGAUGAAAUGUCUUUAUGUAUACAAUACCUCAUUGGUGACAUCAUUUUCAUAAAUAUUUUUCAUACAUGUAAAUUGAUAACGUCCAAAAUACAGGCUGUACAUUAUCUGAAGAUUGUACAUUAUCUGAAGACGCACAAAUAAGGUGAAAAUCAACCUUGCAGCUAUAUAAAUUACGUCAUCAGUGACGUCACAUAUAACCACACGUGUUAGCAUAUCCUAGUAGUGAUAUGCUCUAAUGAUUGCUCAAUUGUAUUUAUCACAAUAUAGGCAGCAUUUUUCUGUAUGGUGCAUUUUAAAAUGACGUAUAAUUGUAAUAUAUUUUCUCUUUAAAUUAAGGAUUAUAUCGAAUAUAUUUUCAUGUUACGGAGAUCGAAUAUGGAAAAAAACGGAGUGUACUCUAAAUAAACUGUGAAGCAAUUGAUGACAGUUCACUCUCUCUUUCUUUAAUCAAAGUAACUAUGCACAAUCCAUGUGGAAAUCCAUUUUUAUUCACAAACGUUGUUUGAUAACAUAAUUUGUAAUCAAAUGAUGAUGGUUGUUAGAAGCAAGAUUGAAUUAUUAAGAAAUAUGACAAACUGCAAUUGUCCAGUAUUAUAACGGCUUUCAUUGAGUAAUUGUUUUAAUUUUUCAUUACCCUGGUGGAAUUAGCGGAAGCGUAUUUUCAAUUAAUUUGCUAGAAAUGUGUUCAAUCAUAAUCGUCUUUUAUUUAUAAACGAAAAUCACUGCAGCCGAUAAUGACGAUAGAUUUCUAAAAUGUCCAGAAUACUAUUUGUUGCAGAUUGGGAUUAUCAAAAUUCCUAGAUAACGGACAAAUAUACAUUUGUAUGUAAAGAAAGUUAUUGAUAUCCGGCAUGGCCUGCUUUGUGUAGAUGUUAAAUCCUUCUACAUUAAAUUCAAGGAUUUUCCCUAAAAAUAGUGCAAAUUACAAAGGUUCUCAAGGAAUGAAAAUACCACUACUUUCUCGAACAUUUAAUGUGAACAUAGACAUUUAAUGAGUUGUAAUGUACUGUAAUUUCGAAGUGUGUAUACACGGACCAGAAAUUAUGCUAUAUGGGAAUAAAAAUUCAUUAAAUUUAAUUAGAAUGUAUGAAUACGUGAAUAUAGAAUUAUACGUGUGCAUGGAAUAAUGUCUGAUUGGAAAUUUUGUUAUUUGUGUAUUUAACAAAUACAUGUUUCGUGUAAAAUUG